AUGCCCAGCCGCCGGACGUUUGCCUGGCGUAUUCGGCACAUGUCGUACGAGGAAUUCCGCGCGCAAGAACCACCGCAGGCGCGCCUGCUGCGUCUGCGCGGCCUAUUCGACUUGCUAGUCGAUCAGGAUAGCUCGUCGGCCUUGGCAGGCGGACGAGCGAAGCAAAUGUGGCGCGCGCGCGCAAGUCGAGCCAGAUACGGUGCAGGAGGUGAUUUGGCGGUAGGAAGUUUGGUGUCGCCGCCGCUCACCGCUACGACAGAUGGCACGGGUCACCAAACGCCGGUGCGAGAAUGGCUGUCGCUCGUGCGUCGUAACCGCUAUGCAGCCGAGCUUCUGGCAGAAUGCCGCACGCGCCGUGCAGAGCUCGAGAAGCGUGAUCGUGAGAAGCACUCGCAGCACGACGAGAACCACAGCUCCCUGCACAGGCAGUGGCACUGGCUUGUGUGUAUGGUGCGGGAGGAGGUGGGCACGCCCCCUGUCUCGCUCCUUCAGCGCGUGCGCCACUGGAUUGGCCACAGCGACGAGUCGCCACUGAUGCACCGCGAGUCCGGCUGGAAAGGCUCGCGCGUGUGGGGCCUGCGUGCCAUGGAAGGCCGCACGAACAAAAACGAUACCCAUGGGCCGCCUGAAGACAAACAGUCCAAGGCGGAGCGCGUGCGCCAACGGCAGAUCGAGUGGGAAGGAUUCGUGGCCUUUGCUGAAAUCCAGGAGCGCGAGUUGUAUCGUGCCUUUAACGAAAUGGAUACCAAAGAGGACGGCUUGUUGGACGAGCAAGAGAUCUGCGCGGCCCUGGAAAAGAGUGGGCUUCGCCCGGCGCAGCCUGUGCUGGACGACCUAAUCGCAAGUUUGGCCUCGUCGGGCGUGCAGGACGUCAAGGAGCUGCAUGAAAAAGAUUUGUAUGUAACGUUCCCCGAGUUCCGCGACUACCUGCUGCUGCUGCCGCGCAAGCCGACCAUCUCCGAGAUUUACCACUUUUACCAGGUGCGCAAGGCGGUGGGGCUGUUUGGCAAUGAGGGUAUUUUUGCCGAGCUGGGGCACAAUUGGGGCAAGUCGGCGCGCGGCGUGACGUCGGUCAAUUUCGACGGUGAUACCAUCUUCUCCGGUGAAUUGGCCGACGAAUCGACGACGCAUCCAGAGGGCCGUACGGAAAAUACCAGCACCAAGGGGCCGAAGUCCGAUGUGGUCAAGCUCGAUGUGGCGCUCAAGUUCCUCCUGGCUGGUGGCAUCGCCGGCGCUGUGAGCCGAACGGCCACGGCCCCGUUUGAUCGUGUCAAGGUGUACCUGAUCACCUCGCAGGCCGUGUCACCUGCGGCCGGGACGCCGGUUACUCGUUUCUCGCCCCUGGGUGCCCUGGGCCAUGGCAUCUAUGCGAUCUACCAGGAAGGAGGUGUGCGUGGCUUUUGGCUCGGCAACGGGCUGAACUGCAUGAAAAUUAUUCCCGAGUCGGCGAUCAAGUUCUUUACCUACGAAUACAUGAAGCGCUUUUUUGCGCGUUACGUUGAUGGCAAAUCGGAUUCGCGGGAUAUUAGCGGUAUGAGCCGCUUUAUCAGCGGCGGUGUAGGUGGGAUCACUUCGCAGUUGUCCAUCUACCCGAUUGAGACGCUGAAGACGCGGCUCAUGUCGAGCAUGUCCAACCCAGGACAUGUGCGAGGUAUGGCGCUCCUGGGCCAGACGGCGCGCGAGAUGUGGGCGCGUGGUGGGCUGCGGGCGUACUACAGUGGCCUGGGUGCCGGCUUGUUGGGCGUCUUCCCGUACGCGGCGAUCGACAUGUCGACGUUUGAAGGCACCAAGCUGUUUUACCUCCGGUACACGGGCAAAGACGAGCCUGGCGUGCUUGCCCUGCUGACCUUUGGCAGUUUCUCUGGGAGCGUGGGCGCGUCGAUUGUGUAUCCGCUGAAUUUGAUCCGAACGCGUCUGCAGGCGUCGGGCACGCCGGCGCACCCGACGGUGUACAAGAGCUUCUGGGACGCCGCGUACCAGACGUAUGCCAAGGAGGGGUUCCUCGGCUUUUACCGUGGCUUGGGCCCCACGCUGGCCAAAGUUGUGCCUGCUGUGUCUAUCAGCUAUGUGGUUUAUGAUCAUGCAAAAAAGAGCUUGGGAGUCGCGUAG
Messenger RNA from Malassezia sympodialis ATCC 42132, 2109 nucleotides. RefSeq lists its product as uncharacterized. The record is from RefSeq and is a predicted model, not a curated record. Gene Ontology annotation, molecular function: calcium ion binding. Lineage: Eukaryota; Fungi; Basidiomycota; Malasseziomycetes; Malasseziales; Malasseziaceae. Gene Ontology annotation, biological process: transmembrane transport.